AUGCAGGGAACAAAGGGCGCACCGACCACAAACAGUGGUGGCAAGCUCCAGAUUCGCACGGCUCUCUUGGAGUCUGUGCGCCGCUACAAUGAAGAGUGUUUAAACAUGUCAACGGCGACGACGGCGGCCGAGGAACCGCUCGCGACCCAGACGCAGCGCAUCGAUAGGUUUCCUGAUGCGUUGCCACGGAUGAUUGCCCAGCUCUACCCCAGCCUUACGAACCCCUCCUGGGCAAUGGAGGAGUGUGUGCGCCUGUGCCCCGCCGCGGAGGUGUGGUGCGGGACUGCGUUGCCCAAGGACGUGUGGGCACCGCCAGGCACGGCUGAGUGCCCGUUUGGCACAGAGCCUAUGGACUUCAACGCACAUCGAUGA
Leishmania mexicana MHOM/GT/2001/U1103 is the source of this 372-nucleotide messenger RNA. RefSeq lists its product as hypothetical. The transcript has a single exon. The coding region runs from base 1 to 372 and encodes 123 amino acids. The record is from RefSeq and is a predicted model, not a curated record. NCBI's taxonomy places the organism in Eukaryota, Euglenozoa, Kinetoplastea, Trypanosomatida, Trypanosomatidae.